AGAACAAAGACACAGAAUUCAACUGUAUUGAAAUUUUCGACAAGUGAAGUUCUACCACGCAAGUUGUUGGACCCAUGUUUGAAGCCACUGGUGAAUGACCUGAGUUCAGCCACAAAACGACAGCUAAUGCAAGCUGAGCUGAGCCAGACACCAGAACCAGUUAGCUCCACCACGGACCAGCGAACGUUCCGACAGCUGAAGUUGAGCGGGGACGGUGAAGCAGCUCACAGAUCUAACUUAACGUUACAAACAACCUGAUGGCGGUGCAACAGAGACUGCUUAUGAGAGUCAUCUUCACUGAAGCAGACAUAAGGAAGGUGGAACUGAUGACAAAGCCUGAUACAGUUGACCUUUUGAUUGACUCCCUUAAAGAUGUUCUUCAAAUAAACUAUAACUUCAGCUUACAGUUUAAAGAUCCCAACUUUGACAACGAAUUGUGCAACCUAACAGAGAUUUCAGAGCUGCCUGAGCGACCCACCCUUAAAAUCAUUCCAGUGCUUUCUCUAGCGGAGGUGCCCAAACCAGGGUUAACAUCAAGUGAAGAACUGACCGAUACACCAAGCGAGGUAGACACGGACAUCCUCUCCGACUCCUCUCAGGAAAGACAACGCCAGUGGCCAGAGGUAUUUGAUAUGUAUAUACCAAAAUUCUCUGUGGAUGUGGAAUAUAGGCUGCGUCAAGCAAACCUGCUCCAUCUCAGGGAUGGAACACACCUCAUUCCAUCAAAGGAGCUCAAACACGACAUCCUUGAGAGGCUGGCCGAGACCAUAUAUGCCUUGAAAGCAUAUCCAACAAAUGCAGAAUUUGAAGCUGUUGCCUCAGCACUGGUGCGAGCACACCCAUGUCUCAAAGAACAGGGAUCAGUAUCCGGCUGGAGCGGUUGGAAAAACAGCUUGAAAUUCAAGAUGGGCAAUUACCAAACAAAAAUGCGUCAGCUGGGUCACCGUGAUGUCACCGUGAACGGCGGUAAACAUGGAAAGCACUCUCUUUGUGGAGACCCACCUAACAAGAGCAUCAAGAAGCCAAGGAGAGGAGAAGUUAAUUACUUACCAGAUUAUCCAGAUGGACAGGAUGACUCCAGCCUUGAAGAUGCUCGACAGCUCUUGGUGGACGAAAUGAAAAAGAAAAGCCCAAAUGGAGCCCUCAUCAAGCAGAAAAUGGAUCUGACAUUUGCUCUUCGAAGGAGUGAAGUUGUGAAGGACCAGCCUGCCAUCAACCAGAUAUGUCAACGUUGGCCGGCUCUCUUGACUGAACAACAGGUGUGUCUGGAGUUCAGCAGGGUGGUUGGUAAGAGUCUGAGACAGGAGUUCUACGAGGCCCUUGACCGUCACAGUCCCAGGCUCAUGGAAAUCUUCAAGGCAAAGAGGGGGCUCACAGGGCAGGUGCUGGCUGACCUGAUGCGACAAACAAAGGCUUCAGAUGUGACAGAAGUCAGAUGCCUCGUCCUCAGGGGGCUUCCUGUCAUUCUUGGCGAUGAUCCAUCCACCUUCUUCAAGGCCAGCUUUGAUGUUGAUGAUGAGGGAGGUUCGUACAAUGAUGUGCCAGUGGGGAUCCUCUGCCGUGAACAGGAAAACAUCACUCCACACAAGCAGUCCCUUCACCACAAUGCAUCCUCAGUGGGAAUCAUCUUGGAGGGAAACAUUGUGAUGGAUGUUGCGAGCCUGCCCCAAGCCAUGUACAUUGUCUUCGGACUUACCUAUGCACUUCAUCUCAACUACCCUAAGUACAUGAAGACCACUUUUGAUUUUUUUCAGCAGGUACUUCUGAACUUAGGUAAGACAGAUCUGAGACCUAAACUUCAAACACUCAAGAAUCAGCUUGCAAUGUAAGAUCCAGAAUCUCCUCUUCCCAAGUCCCAAGUCAAAUGUGAGGGUUUCUUUUUGUUUUGCUUUGUCUUUUUUUUAUAAAUUGGCAGAAAAGGAAAAAAGAAAGUAAUAAUUUUGGCCUUCAACAUUUGCUGAUUACAACUUUGAAGGGAAUGUAUGGAAGUAAAGAGAGAGAGGGUAAAGAGAGAAGGACAGAUUUUUAUUUUUUUUAAGGGGUUAGGAGGAGGGCAGAGUGUGGACUCUAGAUGGGUAUCUACUGUCAGUUUUAUUUUUCACUCUUACUCUGUCUCACACGUUUUAUAUUUUAUCCAGAGAAACUUUUUUUGUUGAUGAGUUCAGAAUGUGUUUUUAAAGUGGGGUAGAGAGAGCAGGGGAGGAAAAGAGGUGGAAAGAAGAGUAUGGGGUCUCCAUACAGGUAUCUGCUGUUAUUUUUUUCAGCCUCCCCUUCUCUCUUCUUUCAUUCUCACACACUUUUCUUUUGCAUGGACACGUGUUAUUUGUAAAUGUAAAGAUGCCAGUUUUCAACAGGGCUGAGUUUUAUCUUUCCAGUUUGACAGCCAAAUUUGAAGAGGCGCGGUACAAUAUUCUAAUAAUUGGAGAUA
Messenger RNA from Epinephelus fuscoguttatus (brown-marbled grouper), 2428 nucleotides. Its product is annotated as sterile alpha motif domain-containing protein 3-like. The transcript has 7 exons. Bases 258 to 1829 code for a protein of 523 amino acids. The record is from RefSeq and is a predicted model, not a curated record. NCBI's taxonomy places the organism in Eukaryota, Metazoa, Chordata, Actinopteri, Perciformes, Serranidae.